ACUUGUUUCUUUAUAAAUAAUCAUCAUUAAUCACCAAGUCGUCUAAUUAGAAUAAGAUAAAAAUGGCAACCAGCACACUCUUCAUUAUUUCCCUGCUGCACACUUGGAUGAACUGCAUCAGCACAAGCCACAUAAUGAAGCCCUCAACACUGCCAAAAUUCACUGCAAUUUUCAUCUUUGGUGAUUCAACAGUGGAUACCGGCAACAACAACUACAUCAACACAUAUCUUAAGGGCAAUUAUCCCCCAUAUGGCCUAGAUUUCUCCGGUCACAUUCCUACAGGUUGGUUUUCAAAUGGAAAAUUUGUUCCUGACUAUUUGGCUUCCUCUCUGGGGAUCAAAGACACAAUCCCUCCUUUCCUGAAUCCAAAUCUAUCAGAUAAUUAUCAUCGUACAGGUGUUAACUUUGCAUCUGCUGGAUCAGUAUAUGACGAUUUAACUAGUAAACUAUCUAGUUCUAUCCCCUUGUCUGAGCAAAUUGAGCUAUUUAGGAGUUACCUAGAGAAGCUUGAGGUAACUGUGGGUGAAGAAAAGGCUAAGACGAUAAUUGGCGGGGCUGUGGUGGUGAAUAUUGCAGGAACUAAUGACUUUAUUUUCAAUUUCUAUGAUAUACCUACACGGAGAUUGCAGUUCAACAUUAGCGAGUACCAAACCUUUUUGCAGCAAAGUCUAGAAAAAAUUGUCAUGGAACUGUAUGAUCUUGGAUUCCGAAACAUGGUGAUAGGUGGCCUUCGUCCAAUUGGUUGCCUUCCAUUUCACAUGAUCAAGCUUUGAAAUCCCAUGAAUCGAGGAUGCCUGGAAGAUCAAAAUUCGGAUGCACAAGAUUA
Messenger RNA from Durio zibethinus, 826 nucleotides. Its product is annotated as GDSL esterase/lipase At1g06990-like. Lineage: Eukaryota; Viridiplantae; Streptophyta; Magnoliopsida; Malvales; Malvaceae. Gene Ontology annotation, molecular function: hydrolase activity, acting on ester bonds. The record is from RefSeq and is a predicted model, not a curated record.